UUCCUGGGAGCCGGGCGGGCCAGGCUGGUCCUCCCGCCGCCGCCGAGUCUCCGCUGCUCACGCUGCCCGCCGCCGCUCCCGCGACUCCCGGCGGCGGCGCUCCUCCCGGACGCACGGCUCGGGCAUUUCCCACCGCGGCGCAGCUCCCCCGCCUCCCAGGCUCCCGCGGUGGCGCGGCUCAUGCCCCGGGGCGCAGGGCGCGCAGGUGGGCCGGCCGCCGCGGGGAGAUAGGCCCCCGGGGGGACGGCGGCGGGACCAUGGCCCGGAGACCCGGGGCGCCGGCCGGCUAUGGGGAGGAGUUCACCUUCGUCAGCCCGCUGGUGAAAUACCUGCUCUUCUUCUUCAACAUGCUCUUCUGGGUGAUUUCCAUGGUCAUGGUGGCUGUGGGAGUUUAUGCUCGGUUGAUGAAGCAUGCAGAAGCAGCCUUGGCCUGCCUGGCAGUGGACCCUGCCAUCCUGCUGAUCGUGGUGGGCGUUCUCAUGUUCCUGCUCACCUUCUGCGGCUGCAUUGGAUCCCUUCGUGAGAAUAUCUGCCUCCUACAGACGUUCUCCCUCUGCCUCACCAUCGUGUUCCUGCUACAGCUGGCUGCAGGGGUCCUGGGCUUCGUCUUCUCAGACAAGGCACGAGGGAAAGUGAGUGAGAUCAUCAAUAACGCCAUUGUGCACUACCGAGAUGACUUGGAUCUACAGAACCUCAUUGAUUUUGGCCAGAAGAAGUUCAGCUGCUGUGGAGGGAUUUCCUAUAGGGACUGGUCCCAGAACAUGUACUUCAACUGUUCAGAAGACAACCCCAGCCGUGAGCGCUGCUCUGUGCCUUACUCCUGUUGCUUGCCUACCCCGAACCAGGCAGUGAUCAACACCAUGUGUGGCCAAGGUAUGCAGGCCCUUGACUACUUGGAGGCUAGUAACGUCAUCUAUACCAAUGGCUGUAUUGACAAACUGGUCAACUGGAUACACAGCAACCUCUUCCUUCUUGGUGGUGUAGCCCUGGGCCUGGCCAUCCCCCAGCUGGUAGGAAUCCUGCUAUCCCAGAUCCUUGUGAAUCAGAUCAAAGAUCAGAUCAAGCUACAGUUGUACAACCAGCAGCACCGAGCUGACCCGUGGUACUGAGAAUCCAUCCUGCAUGUCCUCACUAUGGCGACAGGCAAGCGUCAUCAACCAAUAGCAGUGGGUAGAGCUCUCGGCACCAAAAGGAGAUUUGGAUUCCAGUUCCCCAGCAACAGCCCAGUGGGGAGAAGCCAGCUCCAGCCCAGCAGAAGGCAGGGUGCACAGGUGGCUCAAGUCUAGGAAGGCUGUCCAUCUUCUUCUCCUCCACCCUAGCCCUCGGCAUCGUUAGAGUUAUUUUGCAUUAUUUUUAACCAUACACAUUUGGGUUUAUGGUUUUUGCUUUUGUUUUAUUUUGUCUGGGCAGAGAUGUUUGGGAACAUCGGUUGCACAGAGUCUUGGGGGUCCUAGGUGUUGCUUUUCACCGAGGUGCUACAACCAGUGGUCCUACCAGGGCUGCUACUGAGCCUCCUGGACAUAAUCUGAUUCCAUCUGUUGCCAGCAAGACCUGGCUGGAGAGUGGACGCUAACAGCCCUACCUGGAGUCCAGUUGGUAUGAUACCAGCUCCAGAAGGGAAGGGAGUGGAACAGGCAGUGAGCUGGGGGUCGACUGGGGACAGUUGUAUGUGUUGGGUAGGAGUGGAAGGCGAUAUGUUUACUAAAUGCUGCCCUGUCGUCCUCCCAGGUAGUCAAAGUGAGCUACAUCCUGCUCCUCCCUCAUUUCCAUGGAAACGUGGCAGCAAGGGCAAGGGGUACAACAGCAGCCAAAUUCAUCCCUCUCCCCCACUCCACCCCUUUUUAAAAUGUUUGGAACCACGGUCCUUAUACUCUGCAGCCAGCAGAGGUGGGACUGAGCCAUUUGUGUCCUUGAAUUCCUCCCCUCUGGCCCUCCCUCUUCAGCAAGUGGGGUUUCUUUAACCUUGGCAGUACGCUGAGGAGGCACGAUUAACACCCCCCCCCCAUUACCCUGCACCAAAGCUCAGUAUUUCUACAGUGUUAGAAGCAGGGAUCUUGCUGGGGCGGGGGAGCCAGAAGUGGCAAUAAAAGUUUGUUGACCUGCGCUAAAUUGGACUCCAUGAAUUUUCCAUUCUGGCAACUAGAAGGGGAGGGGUAGAAGGGCGCAGCGGGUGGGCCCUCCUUCCAGGUGGGGACUGGAGACUCCCCUAAACAUCACAAUGCCUCCCGGGCCCCAUCCCUCGCCCCAUCUCCCUCAACCAGAGGCACUACUCCCUUCCAGCAACCCCACCCUCUCUGGUCCGAAUUAGGUCGAAAGGUUCCCAGUUCCGACCUGGGAAUGGCGUAGUGUUAUCCUAAAACCUGAUGUUAAUUUUUCCCCAAACUAAACUGAAUUAAAAUUGGCUGCCCAAAACUUUGGGUGGUAAGAACACAGCUGGAAAUCAGAGUCUACCAGUCUCUGCUGGGACGGGGAGGGGAACGAGGAGGAAGAAGGCCGUCUCUUCACCCACUCAGCUCCCUCCUCCAUCUUUAUCUGAAGAAGCUGGUACCGCUGCCCGCCGUACUUCAGGGAGUAAAAAAUUCCCAGCCGGGCGGGCGCAGGGACUUGCUCACACCCUGAGAAGCGUGCGAGGGCGGCUAGCCCGGAGGCCCGGCUGGCGCGUCGGGGGCGGGGCCGGGGCGGGGCUGCGCGGCGCUGUGGGUGGUCCCCGCCCCCGCAGCGGCCGGAGCAGGCGCCUCCGCCCCCCGCCGGGGAGGAGCUGAGAGCUGGGUUGCAAAGGGGUCGUUGCAGGCUGCCGGACGCACCUCUGCUGUUUGUGUUCCCCGAAGUCUCCUGGCUGCGCUCUGCUGGCGGGGGUCUCAGCCUAGGAGCUUCGGCCUGGCCGGAGAAAGACUCGAAAAAGUCCCUACCGCGCUGGGGAGACCGAGUCGCGAGUUCUCUCCCCGCCCCCAGUUUCUUCUAAACGAGCCUUCUGCUCCUGGGAGGGCGCCUUUCCAGCAGCCGCCUGGGGCCCCUGCCAAUGUUUAGCUCCAGCUAGUAACACAACUGAAAGAAAAAAAAUAAAAUCGUCACAAAUAAAAAAAUUAAAA
Mustela erminea (ermine) is the source of this 3089-nucleotide messenger RNA. RefSeq names its product tetraspanin 33 (gene TSPAN33). Gene Ontology annotation, cellular component: membrane. Bases 258 to 1109 code for a protein of 283 amino acids. Lineage: Eukaryota; Metazoa; Chordata; Mammalia; Carnivora; Mustelidae. The transcript has 8 exons. The record is from RefSeq and is a predicted model, not a curated record.